Messenger RNA from Octopus sinensis (East Asian common octopus), 594 nucleotides. Its product is annotated as 39S ribosomal protein L50, mitochondrial-like. Lineage: Eukaryota; Metazoa; Mollusca; Cephalopoda; Octopoda; Octopodidae. The transcript has a single exon. The record is from RefSeq and is a predicted model, not a curated record. Gene Ontology annotation, cellular component: mitochondrion; mitochondrial large ribosomal subunit. Bases 1 to 594 code for a protein of 197 amino acids.
AUGUUGACGUGUCGUGUGGUCAAUUCUCAACUUAAGGGGUUAUUUCAGUGCAGAAAUGUCGCUAAUUUUACUGCAAAGACUCUCAAUGAGUCAGUCAGUGGAGGAUCCAAGAACUCAAAGGACAUUGAAAGAGCAAAUAAAGCUUAUUUCCCUCCAGAUAACUUGCUUGAAAUUAUAAAGAAAAUAACCACACAAUUUGGCGGGAAAAAUCGAGCUGAUUUUCUCGAAAUUGAAUUGACUAAUACUAGAGAUAAAUUCGAGGUAUAUUUUAAUAAAAAAUCCAAGAUCCUCAAUUCACUCUUCAAGGAACUGGGACACGUGAUUCCCAACAACAUUCUUUCGGGGAUAACACGUGUACAACAUAUUUACGAUUUUUAUUCCCGCGCUGUGAGCAGUAGACAUUUUUUGGAUGACCUGCAAUUGGCCAAUACUGUGCCCAACCUGUCUAUUCGGACUGACUAUGUUCGGUUCGAUCCCUCCACUGACCAAUUCUUUGGUGGUAGGACGGCCUUUCCUGGACGGGAUACUAUAGCUCGUAGUUUAAAAUUUCCUAAUGGUGGACAUAAGGCUAAACAUCCACUUUAUAAUCCGUGA